AUGGUUUUUGAGGAGUCAUUCUCUUCAAAGGUAGAGAGAGUAGUUCAGGCUCAUUUUAUAGAGGAAAACAAAGUAACGACCCGUGGGCUGAAGGAUGACACAACAUGCAUAGUAGUUGACAUAAUUCCUCCCGAUAACACUGUACAGCCUGCAACUCCUCCCAAGAAGUAUAACAAGUUCCAAUCCCUUUUCUUCAGAAGAAAGUCGCAUAAAUCUGUUGCUAAACUAUCGAAAAAGCUGUCAGCUGUAGGCAUUGUAGAGGAACUGUUUGAAGAAGGCUCAGCAAUGCUUGCUGAAAGAUUGGGGAGUGAGGAUUCAAAUGAUCCAUCAAUGUCCGGUCUCUUCAUUUGUGCUGUUUGCCAGGUUGACCUUGCUGCAAGCGAAGGCAUAUCAGUACAUGCUGGUUCAAUUUUCUCAACGAGCUCAAAGCCUUGGCAAGGUCCUUUCCUAUGUGCUGACUGUCGUAAUAAGAAAGAUGCCAUGGAAGGAAAACGACCAAGUGGAGUUAAAGUCGCUUAACUCCGUGCAUCAUUUCCAAGUGUGUCAAAUUUUUUGUUAUAGUAAUUCUUUCUGAUUUCUGUCUCAUAUCUUAGUUAAGGUGAUUUAUUGAACAUUGGCAUCAAAGCAUAUUAUAUGUCAGCCAAUAAUGUAAAUAGGUUCUAUAAAAUGAAAAAAAAAAAAAAGUGUGAUAGAGGUAAUUGGGAUGUUCUCAGAUCCCUCUUUCAUAGUAGUUAUGACAUUAAUCAAGAGAUUAAAUUUGUGCAAGAGCUACUUAUUUUGUACUUCAAGAUAUUGAAGGGAAAACAUGUUUUGAAUUUCA
Molecule: messenger RNA, 820 nt
Organism: Lycium ferocissimum
Lineage: Eukaryota; Viridiplantae; Streptophyta; Magnoliopsida; Solanales; Solanaceae
Product: probable protein phosphatase 2C 15
Exons: 3
Coding region: 1-519 (172 amino acids)
Source: RefSeq, a predicted model, not a curated record